UGCAACUCCGGGCUGGUUGACAUUUGCCCAGAAGCAUCGGAACGCGGAACGCUCCCACAGUCGCCGGAGCUGUUCGAGAAUCUCACCCCGAAAUCUGCAAUCAGAACCCGGGGAGGAAGAACCGGACAGCCCGCGGGUCGGGAGCAGAACGCAGGGACGGGACUGCAAGCAUUUACAGCAGGGAGCGGGGCGAGUUUGCACCGCACACAGCCCGGACUCAGCCUCAGACAGGCGGAGAGCUGCCGAGCUGUCAGGAUCGGACAGGCAGUCUUUACACGGGAGCUCCGGACAAGCCGUGCUGUGCAAACAGCAGCCACACGGCUGAAACAAAAACACCGCCGAGGAGGGUGGAGAGGGGCUGGGCACGCAGGGGAUCGAGCCCCGGGGGAAAAGCGAUCGCCAGCAAAUACCUGGAGAUCCAAACCGCUAUUGACCUGAAUGUGGAGUUCCAAUUCCGCAGGGACUUCUUCUCUCCCAGGAUGCCGCUGGCGUUUCUGUUACUACUGUCGCUGCUGCUGGUGGCUGUUUUCAUCAUUCUCAGGUGGUUUCUGUGUCGGCUGGCUGUCCGAUUCUUUCAGAGCAAGCUGAAGGCAGAUCUGCAGAUUGGGUCGCUGGGUCUCUUCUCCCUUCACAGGAUCAGCGUCAAGUUCCAGCAGCAGCAGACUCUGGAAAUUGACAAGAUAUGGAUUUCCAAUAAACUCUUUAAUCAAGAAUUGCCUCGCUACUUCGCACUCUGCGUGGGGGAGAUGCGCGUGCGUGCCGACCUGCAGCAGGGGCUGUGUCUGCAGGAAGCGCCACUAUCCACAGAGGAGGCAGGCUGCCAUCAGGGUCCUGGGACGCUGUCAGGAAGCAGCCCCAUGCUGAGAAUCCUGUCCCAGUGGUUCUCUCUUCAUGUUCACUCCAUCAACGUCAUGGUGCUGAACCUCUGUGUACCAGAGUCUCUUUGGCACAUGACAGUGAGCUCCAUCGCACUGCUGCUGGACCACGAUGGAAAGAGGCUGGGUUGUGAGUUCUCUGUCAGCCAGCUAAGCAGUAAAGUACUGAAAAGCAGCCAGCUGCAGGACUCAUGCCUGGCGGAGGUGUCCCUGAGCCUGGCCCUGGCUGCAGAGCUGAGCGUUCCCAAGGUGCGUCCCGUCUCCCUGGACCUCUCUGUGCGGACUCUGCAGGCAGAGCUCCACGAGGGCUUCUUCCAGAGCGAGCUGCUCCACGCGCUGACCAGCACAGAGAGGACUGACCUGCAGAACCAGAACCAGCGCCCGAGCCAGGACGAAACGGAAAACGAUUUUCACGCGCACGCGGCUGCUUUACGAAAGUUUCACCGCUACGUCCCGCAGAAGGUGAACGUGGAGCUGGAGAACACCAACGUGACUCUGUCCAUGAACAGUCAGAAGAGGCACCUGAACUGGACUCUGAAGUCGCUGUCUCUUCGUUACGGGCGGGAGGAAGAGCAGCUUCCACUGAAAGGGUUCACUCCCGAGAUCAGCCUGCCGCAGACCAGCAUGGAGCUUCUGGUGGAAGAGGGAUUGCUGCUGUCUCAGAGCCGGCAGAGGAUCCUUUGUCUGAAUUCCUUCAAAGCAGCACUGCAGACGACCUCACUGGAUGUGUCUGGAUCGGUCACUGUGAACACCUGCAUCAUUCACUACCGGCAUCAGGAGUUCUCUCAUUGGCUGAACUUGUUCCCAUGGAAACAGCUACACAAAAAGCCUGCUCAGAGGAAGAGGAGCAGCGUGUCUGAAUUCCUUUUGGCUCCGCCGAGCAGGAACUUUCCCAGGCUGGACGCUCCCAUCAUGGUUAAGACCUCCAUCUCCAAUGUAAAUGUGUCUGUGCAGCUGGGCGACACGCCACCGUUUGCAGUAGGGUUCAUCUCUGCUUCUGCAGACCUGCAGCACCUCAUGGACAUCUCCACUGACGUCCAGCAUCUGAAGACCCAGAGCCUGCACCAGCGAGCCACGCUGUCCGUGGAUCACUUCUGGUGGCGCGUGGGGGACGGCUCGCACAUCCAGCAGACCCCCCACCCCCCUGGGAAGCACGUCUGGGGGGAGGCGCUCAUUCUGGACUCCCUCAGCCUUCAGGGACACUGCAACAAGCCCCAGCAGGAGUCGGCCAGCCAUCCCAAGACUGUGUUCCUGGACUCCAGCGUGAGAGGGCUGCAGGUGGAGGUGUCUGAGACCUGCACACAGUGCCUGUCCCGCGUCCUGUCCCUGCUGUCCCUGGACCCUGACCAGAGCUCACCGGGGCACCCCUAUCCUGAGCCGGCCCCCCUGUGUGAGGAGAACUCGGCCCCCGAGCUGCCCGGUCACCCCCCGGUCCUGUGGAAGCUGGAUCUCAACCUGGAGGACGUCAACGUGUUUGCGCUGUCUAACAUUGCAGGUGCCUCUGCCCUGCGGGUCGAUGUGGUCACGGCCCUGUGCAGUGUAGAGAACUCAAAGGUGUCUGUGCGGGGGCUGUCCCUGGCUCUGGUGAAGACCCUGGCGGAGAACAUCCAGCCGUGCUGCAAAGCCUCCGACAGCGCGGCCCCCAUCGUGAGCCUGGCCUCCCUGACUGUGUCGUUCCACACCAGCACCUGGGCUCUGGAGAUCCAGUGCGAUCAGGAGCUGGCUGUGCAGUGGACCCCAGGAGACCACAUGUUCCUCUACCAGCACUUCCUGGAGACGCUGCACUGCGGGGAGGCCUUGGCCAGCACUGUGGGGAGAAGGCGCAGGGCUGCGCUGGGUGACCAGGACCGCGACCAAGCUGACCAGGAGAAUGCAGCCCUCGCAACUGACCGGGUGGAUCAGCCGCCAACGCUGACCCCUAAGGAGGUUCGUGCAGCAGCAACCAGAAAAAAAAUCCUAAGCAUCUACCUGGAGCUGAAAUCCACCAGGCUGACUGCCUUCGUUACGGAGAAGAACUUCAUCAGCCUGCAGCUGGACAGCCUGUCCCUGGCGCGCCACGGCAGCAGCGUGGAGGCGCGGACCCCCCAGUUGGUCCUGAACUUGGAUGGCAACAACAUCUUCACCUUCAAGGGGGCAGAGGUCCGGAUGGCGUCUGAGCUGGAGGAGAUGAUGCUGCACCGGGAUCAGUUCCCAAGCCUGCUGACACAGAAGAACAGCGUCUGGGUGUUCACCUUCCCCGUCCUGUCCGUGGAGUUCCCUUACCUGUACGACUUCUCCAGCACCAUGGACGAGGCAAUCAACGUCCAGAAGUGGCUGAAAAGCCUCCACCGUAAGCCCAGGGAGGGACCAGAACCUCUGCCCCCGGACCUGGUGUUCAGGGUCAGCCAGUUCUCCUUUGUGUUCCUGGACGACGUCUUCGAGAUCAAGCUGCGGGACAAUUACGAGCUGAUGAAGGACGAAAGCAAGGAGAGCGCCAAGCGGCUGCAGCUGCUGGACAAGAAGGUGUCGGACCUGCGCAAGCAGCACGGUGAGCUCCUGCCGGCCCGCAAGAUUGAGGAGCUCUACACCUCUCUGGAGAGGAAGAACAUCGAGAUCUACAUCCAGCGCUCGCGCCGGCUCUACAGCAACACGCCCAUGAGGAAGUCCCUGCUCACCUGGACCGUGUCCGACCUGGAGGUGGUGGCACUGGCUGACCGCUCCUUCCACGGGCCAGAGCGGGUCAAGGAGCAGAUGAAAGACAUCGACCCCAUCAGCCCCCUCCCCCGGGACAGCCUGCCCCUGGUCAUCCAGUGGUGCCGGGUGGUCAAGUUCAGCAUGACCGCUUUCCUGGUGCGGAUCCGGGACUAUCCUCGCUACCUCUUCGAGAUCCGGGACUGGACCCUGUCCGGCCGGCUGAUCGGGACGGAGCAGGACGGGCAACCACGGGCGCGGCGCAGGCAGAGGGUCCAGCUGGGGCAGCCCUGGGGGGAGGUGGUCGUGGAGAGGAACAUGCCCCCGCUCAAAUUCUACCACGACUUCCACUCUGAAAUCUCCCUGUACACCAUCGUGUGGGGCCCCUGCUGGGACCCGGCCUGGACUCUCAUUGGCCAGGCUGUGGACCUGCUGACCAAGCCCACAGUGGACCCCAGCCCCCCGCUGGCCUGGUGGGACAAGAGCAGGCUGCUGUUCCACGGGCGCUGGGUUAUGGACAUCGACCAGGCCAACCUGCACCAACUCGCCACAGAGGACCCGUACAACACCACAGAGAACAUGCACUGGGAGUGGAGCAAGCUGAACUACACCUGGAACCCGGGGCAGUUCCUGUUCAAAGGAGACCUGGAUGUCAACGUCAGGACCGCUUCCAAGUACGAUGACUGCUGCUUCCUGCACAUGCCCAGCCUGUGCAUGACCCUGGACCUGCAGUGGCUGUGCCACGGGAACCCCCACGAUCACCACGCCGUGACCCUGUGCUCUCCGGGGUUCACCGCCGAGGUCACCUCGGGUCAGCCCCACGACUCCUACCGGGCCUUCCGCUCCGAGAACCUCAACCUGUCCGUGACCAUGGACCUCAGCCAGCACCGGGAAGAGCUGUCCCAGCCCCAGAUCCUGCUCUACAGCUCCACGCUGCGCUGGAUGCAGAACUUCUGGGCCACCUGGACGAGCGUGUCACGGCCCAUCUGCCGAGGGAAGCUGUUCCAGAACCUCAAACCGAGCCGCAAGAAGCUGGGCCAGCACUACAAGCAGCUGUCCUACACGGCAGCCUUCCCACAGCUACAGGUUCAUUACUGGGCGUCCUUUGCACAGCAGCGUGGGAUACAGGUGGAGUGCAGCAAGGGGCACGUCUUCACGCGAGGAACGCAGAGACUCAUCCCUCAGGCUGGCACGGUGAUGCGCCGCCUGAUCUCUGAGUGGAACGUCACUCAGAUGGUCAGCGACCUGAGCCAGGUGACCGUGCACCUCAUGGCCUCCACCUGGGACGAGAACGCUGACCACCAGCUCAACGCACAGGUCAACAAGACCCACCUGCUGAGCCUGUCCUCGCUGAGCUACCAGCGCCACAGCAACCGCAUGGAGGAGGAGAUGAAGGAGGACGGAAAUGGCUUCUACACCCACAAGCUGUGCCUGGUGGACCUGCGUGCCUCCUGGACCACCCCCAACCGCAACAUCGCCUUCGGUCUGUACGACGGCUACAAGAAGGCCGCGGUGCUCAAGAGGAACCUGUCCACCGAGGCGCUCAAGGGGUUAAGGAUCGACACAGAGGUCCAGGCCAAGAAACUGAAGCGCACGCUGUCCAGCUACUGCCCCACACCCACCGCAACUGCCCCGGCACCCCCUGGGAGAACGGAGAAGAGCAUGGAAGGCACCUCCAUGCUGCAGAAGCUGAUAGAGGAGACCGAUAAGUUUGUUGUGUUCACGGAGGAGGACUCUGGCGUGAGUGACCAGCUGUGUGGCAUCGCAGCCUGCCAGACCGAUGACGUGUACAACCGCGACUGGUUCAUCGAGCUGGUCAACUGUCAGAUGAUGCUGCGUGGCACAGAGACGGCUGGCUGUGUGCUGGUAUCGGCUGCCAAGGCUCAGCUGCUGCAAUGCCAGCACCAUCCUGCCUGGUACAGCGACACGCUCAAGCAGAAGAGCUCCUGGACCUGCCUCCUCGACGGCAUGCAGUACUUCGCCACCAUGGAGCCCAACCCCUCCGAGCAGGAGGACUGGCAGCUCUGGCUGGAGGUGAAAAACAUUGAGGAGCACCGGCAGCGACACCUGGACUCCGUGCUGGAGCUGAUGGAGAGCGGGCAGGCGGUCGGGGGCAUGGUCAGCACCACCACGGACUGGAACCAGCCGGCCCAGGUAGCGCAGACCCCGCAGGUCCAGCGCAUCAUCUCACGCUGCAGCUGCCGCAUGUACUACAUCGGCUACAGUCACGACAUCGACCCCGAGCUCGCCACGCAGAUCAAACCCCCCCAGACAGGGGACGAGCACGAGAAGGAGGACCUGCUCAAGAAACAGGACGGAGCGGUCGAUACCUUUACUCUUAUCCACCACGACCUGGAGAUUUCAACCAAUCCAGUGCAGUACGCCAUGAUCCUUGACAUCGUCAACAACCUCCUGCUGCACGUGGAGCCCAAGCGCAAGGAGCACAGUGAGAAGAAGCAGCGGGUCCGCUUCCAGCUGGAGAUCUCCAGCAACCCGGAGGAGCAGCGCAGUAGCAUCCUCCACCUGCAGGAGGCAGUGCGGCAGCACGUGGCACAGAUACGCAGGCUGGAGAAGCAGAUCUACUCCAACAUGAGGUCCCUGCAGGAUGAGAGCAGGAACGAAGAGCUCUCGGAUAUAAACCUGAAACUGCAGAAUCAGCUGAACCAGGAGAAGACAGACAUGCAGAUGAAGAGCGAGGAGCUCAACAUACUCAUCAGGUGCUUUAAAGACUUCCAGCUGCAGAGAGCCAACAAGCUGGAGCUGCGGAAGCAGCAGGAGGACGUGAGCGUGGCGCGCCGCACGGAGAUCUACUUCGCCCAGGCGCGCUGGCGGCUCACGGAGGAGGACGGGCAGCUGGGCAUCGCCGAGCUGGAGCUGCAGAGGUUCAUGUACAGCAAGCUGAACAAGUCGGACGACACAGCAGAGCACCUGUUGGAGCUGGGCUGGUUCACCAUGAAUAACCUGCUCCCCAACGCCUCCUACAAGGUGGUGCUGAGGCCUCAGAGCCCCUGUCAAUCCGGACGGCAGCUGGCUUUGCGCAUCUUCAGCAAAGUGCGCCCCCCAGUGGGGGGGAUCUCUGUCAAGGAGCACUUCGAGGUGAACAUGGUGCCUCUCACCAUCCAGCUGAUGUACCAGUUCUUCAAGAGGAUGAUGGGGUUCUUCUUCCCCGGGCGCAACGUCGAUGAAGAGGAAGUGGGGGACGAGGAGGACAAGUCCAAACUCGUCACCACUGGGGUGAAGCCGCGGCAGCUGAUCAGCACGGAGGACACGGUCGGCUCGCUGGGGCCCAGCAAAGGGGUCACCCAGGGGUUAAACCGGACUGCCGGGGUCAGGAGGUCGUUCCGCAAGCCCCCCGAGCACCCUGUAGACGAUAUCGACAAGAUGAAGGAGAGAGCCGCCAUGAACAACUCCUUCAUCUACAUCAAGAUCCCGCAGGUCCCACUCUGCGUCAGCUACAAGGGGGAGAAGAGCAGCGUGGACUGGAGGGAUCUGAACCUGGUGCUGCCCUGUCUGGAGUAUCACAACAACACCUGGACCUGGCUGGACUUCGCCAUGGCGGUGAAGAGAGACAGCCGCAAAGCACUUGUCGCCCAGGUGAUUAAAGAGAAGCUGAGGCUGAAGCCGGCGUCCGGAUCAGACACAAAGGGCAAGGCAUCCGACAGCAAGACCGACACCAACCUACAGCAGCAGGAAGAGGACGAGAAGGCGAGGCUGCUGAUCGGGCUGAGCUCCUCGGACAAGACCUCCGGCAAGAAGUCCAUCUUCAGCCGGCGGAAGUGAAAAGCAAAAUCAAACAAUAAAUAAAUGAACUUGGGAGUGAUAGAGGAAGGGAGAAGAACGGAGAGACUGUUUUGACCCAGCCGGCUCUGGAAUCUCUUCCUGAUACCUCCGAACCGUGCGUCAGGAAUAACGUGUGUGUCGCACUGCACUGCACUGGAGCUGGGGCGCCCGGUCACUCGUGUGCACAACUAGUGCAGCGGGAGGAGGCGUGUCAGAGCAGCUGCUGUUAAAACUACUGUAUGCCAGAAUCGGUUGACAGAUAACACUGGAAUCACAUUCCUGUCGAGGGAGGGGUAGGGGGGUAGAGGACUCUAAACCUCCUGUACUCGGGCUGCCUGUCCUGCUUCUGUUGGGUUAUAAAUAUAAAGCCAGAUCUGCUCAUUUCAGUAAUGUGAGCUGAAAUGGCAAUGCCUAGAGUCAUGCACAGAUAAUAUUAUAAGCACCUGGGUUUGUGCCCUUGUAGUAAUAAUAAUAAAAGAUUCAAAUAAUA
Messenger RNA from Polyodon spathula (Mississippi paddlefish), 7815 nucleotides. RefSeq names its product protein KIAA0100-like. The record is from RefSeq and is a predicted model, not a curated record. The transcript is spliced from 40 exons. Lineage: Eukaryota; Metazoa; Chordata; Actinopteri; Acipenseriformes; Polyodontidae. The coding region runs from base 480 to 7325 and encodes 2281 amino acids.